Molecule: messenger RNA, 1245 nt
Organism: Pyricularia oryzae 70-15
Lineage: Eukaryota; Fungi; Ascomycota; Sordariomycetes; Magnaporthales; Pyriculariaceae
Exons: 8
Coding region: 206-1192 (328 amino acids)
Biological process (GO): mycotoxin biosynthetic process
Source: RefSeq, a predicted model, not a curated record
UUGGCAACCUAAGCGGCCUCGUUAUGUGCAUGUCGACCUGGUCCCGCUUUAACAGAAGUUUGGUGUCUAGUUUACGUUCGGCAUCUCUGCACGACGAGAUCUCUGCACGACGAGACCCCAAUCCGAACACCCGCUCUUGUGUUUGGCAGUAGGCACUGGCAGUAGGCACAAACACCAGGAGAAAAACGAGAAGAAAAAAAAAACAAUGUUGUACAGGGACCAAUACGCAGCCCUCUCCCACGACCACCCAGACUACGCAAGCGACGGUGAGCACGAGCAGUACCCUCUGACCGAGGACGGCCGCCAGCCCACACCGCCGGCCCGCCCCGGCCACAGCAGGCGAUACCGGUGGGUGGUGGUGGCGGUGCUGGCCCAGGUCGUCUACACGGUUCUGGUGCUCGUCGUCGUGCGCCAGUUUUACUACAAGCGUGUCUGCGUCUCCCUUGCUGCGCCUGAUAGUCUUGGCGCCUGGAAAGUUCUCAAGUACAGCGAGGUUGAUGCCGACCAUCGAGAGCCCGACGAGCACCACCCUUUCCUAGGCGCUCCGGGGCCGUCGGUUGACCGGAACUGGCACGAGCUUUUGUCGACGUUCCGGGACCGCCUCCCCAGCGCGGAGAUCAAGAGACUGGGAAUCGAGGAAGGAUCCAUCUGGCUGGACGAUGAUCUUGGCGGGUAUUACGGGAGUGUGUGGGUUGGGCAUAACCUGCACUGCGUGAAAUACAUAUACGAUGGUUUGCACCGAGACCACUACUACCCCAACCUAACCGUGGCAGAAGAGACGUCUCAUCAACGUCAUUUGCACCACUGCCUCCACCGGUUGAUGGACGCGCUCAAGUGCCAUCCGGACAUGUCCCCGAUCACCCAACACUGGGUGGUGAACGAGGUGGUCCCCGUCGUCAACUGGGACGGCGCGCGACACACGUGCGCCAACUGGGACCACGUCGUGGACUGGGCCAAGAAGAACCGCAUCGUGCCGGCCGGAAAGGCCUCUAUCCCUGAAGUUGCGCCACAUCCACUCUACGCAAAAUUCAUCAACGAGCGCGGCAAGGCCGACUUUGUAAACAAGGAUGCCAUCAUAGAGUGGGACUUGCUCUGGGCUCGCCCCGACUGGCAGGAAUUUGCACGGGAACGCGGGAUUCCGGAAGGGACGAUUCCUCCGAAGGAGAUGUUGCGGAACAAACACGUCGGGUAGAUGCUAGGAAAUAUAUUUUGGUGCCGCGGCUUGCGCUGUGUUUAAUUAAUUCC